Morchella sextelata is the source of this 1458-nucleotide messenger RNA. RefSeq lists its product as uncharacterized. The record is from RefSeq and is a predicted model, not a curated record. The coding region runs from base 1 to 1458 and encodes 485 amino acids. The transcript is spliced from 4 exons. Lineage: Eukaryota; Fungi; Ascomycota; Pezizomycetes; Pezizales; Morchellaceae. Gene Ontology annotation, molecular function: iron ion binding; monooxygenase activity; oxidoreductase activity, acting on paired donors, with incorporation or reduction of molecular oxygen.
AUGCACCGCAUUCGCAAUGACACACCACUCAGGGACAUUCCUGGUCCUUGGCUUGCUUCGUGCUCGCCUUUGUGGAGAUUCUGGUACGCCGUGUGUAAGAGUAACUACCAUCACGACUUGACCAACCUCCACCGCAAGUAUGGAAACAUUGUUCGCAUUGCUCCUAACGAAGUCUCUGUCUGGGACCCUGAAUUUGUUUCUGAAAUCUACUCUCACGGUGAAAAUGUCUAUCCCAAGUGUGACAUGUACGAUAUCGCCCUCCCCAACGGUUACUUCAACCUUGCUGUUGAGCGUGACAUCAAAACCCACACUCUCGGUCGUCGUGCUAUUGCCAAGGAUUACAGCAUGACCGCCAUCCUCAAGAGUGAGAAGUACUUCGACGCCGUCAUCAAGGAUUUUAUCACUGCUCUCGACAAGAAUUUCGCUCAAACCGGCAAAAAAUGUAACUUCACCGUUUGGUCCGAGUACUUCACCUACGACAUGAUUACAGAUAUUGUUUUCGGAAAGUCUUUUGGUUUCUGCAAUGCCGCUCGCGACGUUGAGGGUGGACUCCGCGAUCUGCGCCAGAUGCUUAAUUUGUCUCCAUUCUUGUCUUACCUUCCUUGGAUCUGGCCCCUCACCCAACUUGAAAUUGUCAAGAAGACUGGAAUGAAGCACUACGCCAGGUGCAUGGUCCGCGAGAUCCAGAAGCGUGUCACUGAAGGGAACCCUACUGGUCGCCAGGAUCUGCUCCAGGGUCUUAUGGAAGCACGUUACCAGGAUGGCCACGCUCUCCCACUGGGAGAAAUUACCAACCACGCCUACAUUUUUGUCUUGGCUGCUCCUGAUACUGCAUCCGUCGCUCUCCGCAACAUCAUCAUCAACUUGUGCCGCAACCGUGAUGUCUACCAGCAGCUUAUGGAUUCCCUUCUCGCCUUGAACACUGCCAACCCGACCUGGAAGGAUCUCCAAGAUAUCCCCCUUCUCACUGCUGUCGUCAAGGAAACCCUCCGUCUCCACCCUCCCGCCGGUUUCUCUCUUCCUCGUGCCGUCCCCGCUGGUGGCCGCACCGUCUGUGGUAAAUUCCUCCCAGAGAACACAACUAUUGGAAUGAGCGCCUGGAGUGUCCAUGCAAACACUGAAUAUUGGGGCGAGGACACCCUUGAAUUCAAGCCUGAGCGCUGGAUGGAUCCUAACCAGAUGUACAAGCUUGAGCGUCACUCCCUGAUCUUCGGCCAGGGAUCCCGCCAGUGCCUUGGAAAACACAUUGCCCUGAUCAACUUGGUGAAGGUCACCGCUCAGAUCCUCCUCAACUUCGACUUCGGUCUUCUCAACGAGCAGAACAUCAAAGAAGUCUUCCUUCUUCUUGUCGUUGUUGAUGGCAUGGAUGUCUGGUUCAAGCGCCGCGCUGGAGGUCCUCUUGACGAUACAGUUGGCUCUGAGUCUGAGAAGCCUGCUGCCGCCACAACUGGCGCCUAA